Messenger RNA from Dendronephthya gigantea, 8617 nucleotides. RefSeq lists its product as uncharacterized. The transcript is spliced from 3 exons. NCBI's taxonomy places the organism in Eukaryota, Metazoa, Cnidaria, Anthozoa, Malacalcyonacea, Nephtheidae. The record is from RefSeq and is a predicted model, not a curated record. Bases 3516 to 7439 code for a protein of 1307 amino acids.
CAUCGAAGACGAACGUGGAUUAUAGGCAGUCAAAAACGAAAGGAGCUCAGUGAAGUUUUUGUUUGUUACAAUGGAGCUAAACAGUCGUUCAAGGUAAUCAUAUAUAUUUCACGUUGUUUCUAGGGAGAGUUAGUGUGAGAAUUGUUCAAUUGCUUUUGUUACAGGCGGUUACGCUCUAGCGAGUAUCAGUUUCAAACUUAAAACAUACUCAAUUUAAUUAGAUUUUCUUCCUCGUUCUCUCUGCUCUAGUUAGCUCGAAGUACGCACGUAAAGGUUAAAAGCAGAAAGACUAUUGAAAUUUGCACACGUUUGUACUCAAACACAUGAAACAGGAGAAAAUCAAUUACAUCCUAGCCGACAAAAUCUCACUGAAAACAAACAAAACUGUUGAGGUUUAGGUGCAUGAUAUAGACUUGAAAGCCAACCGCUUUGGGCUGUGUGAAAUGAUGUGUAUGAUCGACCUAGGACUGUCUAAACAUCCAGUUUGUCUAAAGCUCUAAGCACUCAUCUCUAUUGCUAUAUUGAGAUAUAAGAUCAAUCAAUCGUCUGCUGUUGUAGUGACUGCAUUAUAUAUUGACGAGGUAUCGCAUGGUAGAAUCUUUUACAAGCCAUAAGAUCAGCCAUUGUCAUGAAACGAUCGUGGCUUUUUUUUUUGAAUCCAUGUUGGUUAGAUUGAUCAAAACUUGGAUGAUUUUAGAGAUGAAUACAAACAGCUUUUGCACAAUAAAUUAUUAAUCAUUAUACUCAUCACAGUGUCCUGUAUGAAUAAUAUCGUUGAUAGAUAUACUCAUCCUAGAAUAUCCUUUUAAGAAAGUAUGUUAGAAGCUUGUGAAAUGAAUCUUCUUGAUCUAUAAUAUGCUUUGGCCUUUGCAUUCGUGAGAUUUGUUAAUACAGGCUUCUUGUAAGUUUAUAAAAUUACUUAUUUAUUAUUUUAUUAUGGAUAGAAUGAUCUAGAUGUACAGACUAAACUAAGUGGUUAUUAAAAUACGAUGUCGGGUGAAAAGGUUGCUAGCGAAAGGUAGUUUGUUGCAUUGACUUUGUUUUAAAUGCCUUUGGCUUUGUGUGAUUAGAAAGCUAGAUGUUCGCGACCUAAUGAUGAACAUGAGAAGAUUUUUGACCCUGUAUGUGUGCAUGCAAGGCUCCUCUGUGACUCUGCAUGUCUACGCGUUACAAUGAAGAGGAAAGAUGCUAUAAAGUUUCCUUUAUAUUGUUUUCUGUGGAGUAUUGAUAUCCACUCACACCAAACUAUGCUAAAAUUUUAAACCAUGAACGAAUCAAGCUGUCAGGUUGCACAUAAGAGAAAAGACAUCAUCAAAAAAGAAGGGCCAAUGUGUAUCAUCAUAUUCAGUCAAGUCAUACAAAGCUCAUUCACAUAAUGAUGCUCUGGCAAACUGCAAGCAUAUAUGCAUUAUUUACAUAAAUACAACAUCAUACAUAAAAUGUGCGCCUCAAUAAGUGUUACAGGGUCCAAAAGUCUGGGAUGAUUGCGUCAAAAGAAGACGUUAAAGUUUUCACCAAUUAUCACCAAUGCUUUGUAACAUUUUGUAACUCGCAGUCUCGUAUAAUCACCAAAGUAACGGGAACAGUAUGUGGGCUCAGUUGGGAAAUCAGUUAGAUCAGCUCAAUAUUUUUCAAAACCCCUGGAGGGGGAAAAGCCUAAUAUAUCGAAAUAUCUAAUGUUGUGGAUCCAUAUAAAAAUAUCUUAUACCUCAUGGAUUUUGUUAAUUUCCACUUAGUAUCUUGCAUAUUUGAUACAAUAGCAAUGAAAUUGAAGCUAAGUUAAUAAAAUGUUCUUCAUAUUAUCCUAAUGUUUAGAGACAGUCUUGUGUGAAUCGACAGACAAGAAACUGAUUUUUUAAUAUCUUUAUCGCAUCAGUGUGAAAAGAUUUUGAAUUGUAAACCGCUGUCAUCCUCAAAGUCCACCUGAAAUUAUCGUGCUUGGCUUUUUUUCUACGGUCAACCAUGAUAUCAAAACAAAAAUCUAUAAAACUGAAAAAAUAUAUUUCAGUUGUAUGAAUUUUGCAGGUAUCAGUUUAGGGAUCAGUAGAAAAACCGAUUUGAAACUCUCAUCUCGCCGUAGUAUGAAACAUAUAUAUUCAGUUCCGUUCAACGAGUGACGCUUUGUAAUGAAAAAAGCACCACGGCUGACCACGCUGAAUAAUUUUAACUAAAUCCAACGCGGAAACACAGUUUUUGUUUUUAUAUGAGAAUCACAAACAAUAGCUAUGUCUGUCGUCGCCUGUUCUUCUACAUGCAGACAAUGCUAUCUUCAUUAUGAACUCAUGAAUAAAUAAAGUGAAAUUUUCUAUCAUUAAUAUUUAAUGAAGGUACAAUAAUAUUAUAGUUACAGACUAGGCUACCAGAUUUACAGCAGUAUUCUUGUGCUGAACUGCAGAAGUAGUACACGUACCCCAUAUUUUUGACCGAGUUCUAUUAGGCUACUCCAAAAAACGAUGAUGGUUUUUGGGCUGGUUUUGUUUUUCUGUUUCACGACAGCAAAUUUACAUUCGUAUUAGCAUUGUCAGGAAAGGACAAUCGAAAUUAUCGGUCCAUAUUGCAUUAUUUACCGGUUGCUAAUGAGAUGCAACGAACAUUAGCAUACAAGCCUUGAUUAUCUCUGCCAACGUUUGACUGAGUUGUGCCUCGAUGUCGUAAACCUAAAGAUCCUAUACAAAUUCUCAGAAACGGAAAAAGAGCGACGUUGAAAGCUCAAGAAUGUAAGUUAAAGUAGAUUUCUUGUUAAAACGACGGAUAUGUUUGGUUUGAUUGCAAGCUUUCUUAAUGUAUGUGGAUAUUAGGGAACCGCAGUACGCAAAGCGUGUUUGGAAAAGUUAAAUUAGCAGCAAAGCAAAUAGAAUGAAAAAAUUAAUUCAAAACGUGCGCGUUUUCGAAGUAACUGUGAUCGAAAGAGCUGCAAUAAGUCUUCAACUUAUUCUAGAUCCUAUUGUUUGGUAUAAUAUAUACAGCCAGCGUACGCCUAAAAGAUGUAUUCAGCUUGUCUACAGCUCAGUUGUAUAACGCGCUUUUAAUGAUUAAAAACCAGCUGUCGUGCAUCCAAAAUGAAUCAUUUGAAUUGAGUCUAAUCCUUUACAAUCGCCACGCCAAAACGAUUGCCUUUGUACAUGAGAUGUUUUAAAGCCUGUGAUGUUGCAUGCUUGUUCCUCAAUAACAAGACUGUUUAUGGUAGUUGCCGGAACUAACUGGAAGGAAUCAGAGUCGUUUGUUCCGACGCUUUUGAUGUACUUCGCCCGCCUGUUGUUGUAGGAAGAUUGCAUUUCGUGGGAUAAGGAAUUGUUAGUGUGUAUACUCACAAGUAGGACUGCAAUGCCACGACUCAAGUCAUUGUUGUUUAAAGUACUAGAGUGGUGAGAGGUGUAGAAUGACCAGAACUAGUGUUGGAUGAGAACCGCUGUACUGAACGAUACAACCCAAUCACUGGCGCUCCAAUCACAGUGCAACCAUCACGACCCAAUACCUCCGCCAUCUUUGGGGGAUCUCCAGGAGCUAUUGAGUACAUGUUCAUACCACCCUCUGCUACAACACGUCCUACAGUACCUAACACCACAGAAAAGCGUCGAUCCUUGAGCAGAGAAAGUCUACGACGAUCCCUCACGACUCCUCCCGAAAGCAUACCGGACUCCGACGAGUGUUCUUCGAUUUCCGACGUCAGUGAGUGCGGUAACGAAGUCGAGCACCGUGAGAGAACUCGGAACAACUCAGGCACGUUUACCAAAACACGCAAGCCCAUAACACGCAGUGUGAGCUCACGUUUACCCGUGGCUGCCUCGAGACCCACCGUGAUGAAACGUGCUAACAGUUUUACACGCGGGACGGACAGUUGUGUACCGCGCGUGCAAUCUCGCGACUCACGUGGAUCCACGAGCCAACAAGAAGCUAGUCAAACAUCAGAUCCCAGUACCCAACCGCGUAUAUCUAAUGCAGGGGGAGGCUCGAAGAUUCCUCGAAAGGCAAUCCCUCGGGGGACUGGAUCUCAGUCAUCACGGAUUCCUCUCAAGCGUGCUGACGUCAAUUUGAACGUAUCCGAGAGGCCUGGAAAAGAAAUACCUGUCGUUAAAAAAACUGCGCCAGCUGACUCUAAAUCGAGCAGAACUGCUUCAAAUGCUUCAAGUAAACAAACCUCUGAGGAACAAUAUGAUCCUGUUGUACCCAAACCAAAUGUGACUAGCGGUAUUCCCGUAAAAAGCGGCAAAGGUCAACAGUUGCAUCCUGGUAACUCAAGAAUACCCAGCAUAAAACAAGAUGGAGGAGAUCCUAGGACUAGCGCAUCGAAUAAAACAACAGAACAAAACAUUGAUAAAGAAAACGAGAGAGCAACGUAUGCUGGGAAAUCUACGUCGAAACGCGAGGGAACUGGUGAUGAGCUACGAGUUGGUAAAAGUGACGUCACUAAAUCUAAACUCCCGCGAAAAUCCAACAUACCAAAAAUGACCGCCCCAAAAUCAUCGCAGAGGAAUAAUUCAAAUGCACAGGUUGAAAUUCAACCGUCAAAAACUGGUCAAAUUAAAAACAAGACAACGUUAGUUUCUGAUCAAAAAAUCAGCAUUCCGAAUGUUCAGAAAGGGGCGGUCAGCGGAUCACCAGAAAUUGUCAGUGCAACUUUAAAUACGCUUCAGAGAAGUGAUUCAGGUUUCGGUGACACCGAUUCCGUCGGCAGCAAAGAGGACACGCCGGUUACAGAACCUGGGAGCGAGUUUAUCUUUUCGCGCGAAAACUCGAAGUCAAAGAUCCCUAGAAUAACAUCGAAGAGCCGAAUGGCGACGAAACCAAGCCGAGAGGCUCCGAGCCGAGACGGAAAGAAGCCGGAAAUAGAAACGAUAAAGGUCGGGAAAUUGGAAACCGACAAAUCCGCCUUGGAUGAUGAAAACAGUUUAGUCUUUAACAAUGAGACGAGUAUGGAUGUUCCGGAGGACAAAACUGAUGAAGUUGAACACUUCAAUGAUAAACUUAAAACUGAAGAAAGUCAAGUAUUAAGCGAGGAGAACCUUGUCAGGGGACUGGAGAGUAAUGAUGACGACGUUGUGGCGUCGCACACUGAGUCACGUAGUUCGCUAAAUAAGGAUGUGGAAAAUGAAACACCAAAAUGUGAUGAGAUUGGAGAUGGAAUUACGUUGCAGAAAAGUGAAGACGUGAACGCUGCGGGAAUUAUUAGCAAUGACGAGUCACCUGGUAGUAUGCUAAAAUCUGAGAAUAACGAUAGUGCAUUCUCAGAAAACGAAAGCAAAACAAGAAAGGCAACCAAAGAGAAAGAAUCGCUUGAGAAUUUACGAGCCAACGACGAGGUUUCACUGACGAAUGCAAAAGCAGAACUUGAGCCAUACAAACAGCCAAUAGUCCCAAGAAAGGCAAAACAGUCGCCCAAAAAACCUCCUCGUUUAUCAAAGCUUUUGGCUCAAAAUGACUCGGAGAACAAGCUUGAUUUGGCUAUCGCAGAAACAAGGAGAGAAAAUGGGGGAGUGUUGUUAAAACAGCGAGGGAAUUUCGGCAGAGAUUAUUACACAGUCGAACAUGGAAUUCAGAAUGACGUGGCUUUGAGACCGGCAGAAGCUAAGGAGGAUUUAGGUGGGAAGCCAACUCAAGAUGUGGAAAAAGCCAUACAGGUGAAGGGUGAGGUGAACGAGGACACCCCCGUACCUUCUAUGAAAGAUAUGGCAGGGGGAACGGGGCAAUUUGGGAACGAGAUGGAGGCAGGUGUAGGAGAAGAGCUGGAAAAGGUGGGGGAUGAAGAAAAGAGUGACCCUCCUAGAAGAUCAGAAAAUUGCAUGCAAUGUAGAAUGGAACAAAGUUUGAGUGAUGGCGAGGAGCCGCCCGUGUUAGAGGAUGACCCAGGUUUCAGACAAUACCCCACCUUCAUUAGCCCAAGAAAGAGUCUUGUCAUGUGCAAACAUCAUGCUAAGCAGAAGAAUGACACGGAUAUAUCACGUGAACAACUGCUGCCUGCGAUGACGCCACUGGCAGAUGCUAAGAGUGACCAGAAAUCCAAACCUUUGCCCCAGUCUGACAAAACCCAGCAGAUUCUCAGCCUGUCACGUGAAGAAUCCGAUGACAAGGUGGCAAAACCCAAAGAGGUCAAGUCUCCGAUCGGUGAAGUACUCCGUAAGAUAUCCCCGGUAUUAAAUAACGUUGAAGGGUUGUCCAAUAUAACAAAAAGUGACAUAAGACGCUCAGAAAGUCUGAAAACAUCAAGAGAAAGAAUGAUUAACGCCCGCCGUCAGGUUCACAGCAAGACCCUCCCAGGGCCUAAAGGAAGCCAUAGCCCGCUGCUUGCAUUAUCUCGCGACAAAAAGUUCGCUCAAAAUUCGAAACCAACUGAGAAGAUUAGAACCGCGUUGUCGUUAGAAUGGGAUGACACUGGGACCGAGCUCAGCCCGCCAAAUUUCUCGGACGACGAUGAGGAGUCAGGGGAUCUCGAGGACACGAGGAGACCUAGCGUGAAACUUAUGAACACGAACGAAGCGUUGGAUAAACUGAAGGUUAUACAAAGCCUGAUUAUGAAAGAGGCUGAAAGUCGAAGUAGGAAAGAGUCAGACGAAAGCGCGGGAAAAUGCACGGUCGGUGUGAAGAGGAAUGGAAAUAGGUCUGCUGAAAACACGGACGACGUAGGAACUACUAGGACAGAGGCCGUGAAUGGCACUGGAACUGAGAGUUCGGACUUCGGACGGAAAUAUGGUGGCUCCAAGUCUACCUCAAAUCAGGUUUCCCCGACUGUAGAGUUUUCUGGCCAGAGAAAAGUUUCCUCUCCUACUAUUUGGGAUAGGAUUACCGAUAGUUCUGCCAUAUCUCAGGAUCAAACAACAGAACUCCUGAACGAGACGUUGGCUAAACUAAAAGCCAGCCCUAAAUUGAGUAGUAAUGUGAUGGCGAAGAGGUCUCUGAGCUCGCGUAGUUUACCUGGAUCGAGACAGGCCAGUAAAGAGCAGUUGCUAAGCGACGGUGAGCGACCAGUCUACGUGUACACCUCGAGUUGGAUGAACAGGAGUGGCAAAAACUCGCGUGGGUCUUCGCUUAGUUUGUGUUCCAAUAAUCACUCCUUGCCAAGUUCCAGGCAAAAUUUAACAAAAGAUUUGACUUUUAAUGGAUUGAAGAGAUCUGAAAGUGCUGCUGGACGAAUGGAGAAAGAAAAUGGAAAACGACUCGAGCCGAAGGAACGAAAAGAGUUCAGAUUGAGUGAUUUUGAUGAGAUCAACUUGUCUGAUGAUACCAGUGAAUUACGUAAUCAAAGAACUUCCACACCGCGCGCAACGCCUGGGACUGAGGCGAGCAAUGAGAGGCAAAUGAGAAAACCAAAACGCAGGAAGAAGAAGGGUAAAAAUACUGCGGCGAAGAUGAAUAAUCUCCCGGCGUAUGGAGUCAGUAUGGAAGACCUUGCUGAGGGAAAGACCAAGUGUCACUGUGGUGGAGGGAAAUGUGUGAUUUCUUGAAACAAGAAACCUGAAUCAUCUUAUUCCCGUUGCACUGUUUUAGAGAGGAAUACGUGGUGUUCCAAUGCUUGAUAAUAGGGGAUAAAGAUGGUGUUUAACGCAAGUUCAAAGACGCUAGCCCCACAAAGUAUUAUUAUAUCAUAAUGCAUAGGAGCCCUUAACAUAAACACACUAGGAGUCUGGGGUUAGAAGAAGUAAUUUGUCAUAACGUAACUGAAAGUGGGACCCAUAGUUAUUUACAUACAAUACGAAUAGCUUUUGUCAUUGUUUGGUUUUAUUAGUGCUAUUAAGCUAUUUGGUCGAAAAAUAGUAUGAGUGAGUGAGUCUAUCCUAUGUUCUAUGUAAAUUAGGCCUAAAUGAUCGCAAAAAUAUAUCAUAGGACAUAAUACUCAAUCACAUACGCCACUAGUCGCGAGGAACUGAGACUUAAAACGAAUUUUAGACACCGAGUACUUUUCUUUUAGUAGAAAAUAACGAAAUAUGUUCGUACGAGAAAGCAGCUUGUUUUCUUCCACGCUGAGAGAUGUAUUUAUUGUUUAACUUAUUCAGAAGAUUGUAAAUGCAUACCUUUUAACCAAAUCAUUGAACGAGUCCUGUUUUUAUUCCAAAGUCGUUUCACCAAUUUACCACCACGUUGGGUUGCAACUCGCAGGAAUAUUAUAUGUUUGAGUACGAACCAGCCAUCCUUGGAAGGAAAAUUGUGAUAAGAAUCAUCGAAUUCUUGUUCCUGAAACCAUUCCACACUAGCUCAAGUUUAUGAAUAAUCCUUUGAGAAUGUACACUGGGACAAAGUGUGACUAAUCCCCUCCUUAUUCAAUAUAUUCCCUAUCACAUACCUUGAAACAAUGGUAACCCAUUAACUGACAUUAAACAGCUUUUUUCAUAGUGUUGAAGCGCUCAUCUUUUGUGCGGUAAUUUGUCGAACGGAACUCAUUACCGAAAAAAUGAAAAUAUUAAAAAAUAUAUAUUUAUUUAGUCAGGAUACAUGUCGGCGCUACCUACAAGUAAACUUUCAAUAUUUCACAUAAGAAAUCCUGAAGGCCAGACAGUCAUACUCCAAUAAUGGUAGAAGGAUACACUGCACGAUUCUCGAGAUUUCAAAGCCUCAAAUUGACACGUAAUUAAUCCAACAUCAAACAACAUUGCGAAACGUUUCCACAUUAUUAUAAACAUUGAAG